UGCGUCACAGAAGGUGAUGCAACAGAAGAGCCUGAGGCAUCUCAAGGUUUGUUCACUCGGUUUCCUCCUCGAAGGACAACCACCUGAGAAGUAAGAAGACAAAACCCAAACCAACACAAAGCGCAUUAUGGAUCGCAUCAUGUUUUCCAUCAAGUAGCAAAGAGACAGCGGACGGUAUCCCAUCUACCAGCAAUUUGUUCCUCGUGGGGAAAAUGAGUGGAAGACCCAGGUCGAGGUGGAGCGCCUGGCUCUUCAGGGCUCCUUCUGAGGAAGCCAGCAGCAGCCCAGGCAGGAGCACUGUGCUCUCCGAGCAGGAAAACCCUGACGCCAGCGGGUACAUACUUGCAGGGGGGAUUCAGUUAACUCGAUCAUGGAAGACUGUCACGAGUGUGGUGUUUAUACUGACAUUUCUUCUUCUAGGAUUUAGAAAUCACAUGAGGCUUAAAGAAAAAGAGUUUCCUCAAAAAUCCAGACAAUUUUAUGCUGUAAUUGCAGAAUAUGGUUCACAGCUUUACAAUUACCAGGCCAGGCUUCGAAUGCCAAAAGAGCAACUGGAACUUUUAAAGAAGGAAAGCCAGAUGUUGGAAAACAACUUACGUGAAAUUCUAUUUUUAAUUGAAGAAAUAGAUGUUCUGAAGGCCUUACUUAGAGAUAUACGGGAUGGUCUGCACAGUUACAGCUGGACUGCAGAUGGAGACUCCGCUGAAGGCUGGGACCACACUGAAGUUGUGGACGAGGAAAUGUCAAACUUGGUAAAUUAUGUACUUAAAAAGUUGAGAGGAGAUCAAGUCCAGAUGGCCGAUUACGCCCUUAAGUCUGCAGGAGCCUCUGUUCUUGAAGCUGGGACCUCAGAAAGUUACAAAGAUAAUAAAGCAAAACUCUACUGGCAUGGGAUUGGGUUCUUAAAUUAUGAAAUGCCUCCAGAUAUCAUUCUCCAGCCGGAUGUCCACCCUGGGAAGUGCUGGGCCUUUCCAGGUUCCCAGGGUCAUGCCCUAAUCAAGCUUGCCAGGAAGAUCAUACCAACUGCUGUCACCAUGGAGCACAUCUCAGAGAAGGUGUCUCCCUCAGGAAACAUCUCCAGCGCACCCAAGGAAUUUUCUGUCUAUGGUGUCUCGAAACAAUGUGAAGGAGAAGAAAUUUUCCUAGGUCAGUUUAUAUAUAAUAAAACAGGAACCACAGUUCAAACAUUUGCGCUCCAGCAUGAAGUUUCUGAAUUCUUAUUAUGUAUGAAACUUAAAAUCCUUAGCAAUUGGGGACACCCGAAGUAUACUUGUUUAUAUAGAUUCAGGGUUCAUGGCACCCCAAGAGAUGACACCUAGAAGAACUGGUGCAGAAGCCCAUGACCACAUGUCCAAAAUAUUCAAGUGAUUCCCUUAGUUUACACCACACCUAUAGGAAUCAAAAAUCAGAAGUGAGAAAGAAACCUCCAAGUGGUUCCUACCUGCCAGUAAAAAGUGAAUGAAUUUUACUAAUAAAAAAAUAAAAAAGUAAAUUCAAUCUCUCUGCAU
Orcinus orca (killer whale) is the source of this 1508-nucleotide messenger RNA. RefSeq names its product Sad1 and UNC84 domain containing 3 (gene SUN3). Gene Ontology annotation, biological process: nuclear envelope organization. The coding region runs from base 213 to 1319 and encodes 368 amino acids. Gene Ontology annotation, cellular component: meiotic nuclear membrane microtubule tethering complex; nuclear envelope. The transcript is spliced from 10 exons. Gene Ontology annotation, molecular function: protein-membrane adaptor activity. NCBI's taxonomy places the organism in Eukaryota, Metazoa, Chordata, Mammalia, Artiodactyla, Delphinidae. The record is from RefSeq and is a predicted model, not a curated record.